ACACACAGAACAGGCGCCUUUCAACCACAGAAGAGAAGCUGAAAGCGGCAGAAUAUGGAUUUAUAGAGCUAUAGGUUACAGUGAGGUUGGUAAAAAAAUAAAAAUAUUAAACUUAUGACUGUCUACUUCUGUUGCUUCAUUUUAAUUCAAAAACGAGCAAGGAGAUCCAGCGCAGCGGAUUGCGUUGAAAAAAGUGCCAGUGGACAUGUACCGUAAGGAGCUGGUAACUGCCUGUGUCUGUAGUCUACAGGCAGUUACCAGCUCCUUAGAACCCCGGACUUGAGAAGGUGCGUUAAAUUUACAUUGGAACUGGAACACGGAGCUCCGAACAAUGUAACCUCUGAACUGAACGCUUCCUAGUUUAAAAACGAGGGCAUUGUGGAACACAGAAUUCCACAAACGUACAGUUAAUUAAAUUAAAACCCCAACGUUUAUGCUUGUAGAUGGUAGAUUUCGGAUGAGGUCACUAUAAUCAUCUGCGCCCAUGGUGAGACCCCUGCUCUGUAGUGUUUAUGCGUCUCAUUUUGACCCUGUGGCUAUAGAGUGUGGGCAACUACGUCAUGGCGCGUUGCAUGCUGGGUAGCGGCCGCCAUGUUUUAGGACACUCUAUCAAAACAUAAAUGGACCGUGCGAAGAGCAAGUGCAAGAUACCUUACCGCGAUAAGCUAAACAAAGAAGCAAAGGAACGCUACCUUGAGAAAAUUGAGGGAAUUAAUGGGCUUGAUCCGUACGAACAUCAUGAGUGGACAGGUGAUUUUAACGAGCUACCACAAAUUACUAUUCCUGACGUGUUUAGCUACCUUGUUUGUGGCGUGAGCGCCUACACAUUCGAGCAGUUCAGGAAUUAUAAAUCUCUCGAAGCUCAUCUUCAGUUUACCAAUGGAUGGGUGCAGGACCUGCAGAUUUUCAGAGUCAAUGACCAAAAAACCGUCGUUCUCACAAAGGUUUUGCACUCUCAGCGCCUCAAUGAACCUCCGCUUCAACCCUGGGUGAUUGUCAGUUCUAGUGGCCAAGUGGACUGCGCGCACUGCACAUGCAUGGCUGCCAUUGCAGAGUCUUGUACACACAUUGGGGCUCUCCUGUUUAAAAUUGAGGCUGCAGUGCGUAUACGCGUGACCAAAACAGUCACUGAUGUUCCAGCUUAUUGGAUGAUGCCCACUAAUGUUGACAAGGUUCAAGCAGAGGUAGGUUACAAGAUUGACUUCUCCACUGGUGCGGCUAAGAAGAAGGCCCUUGACAAGUGCAUCAGAGGGGAGAGAAGUAUGCCAAGUAUACGUACUCGUGUUGGUUCCAGAAGUCUGUGUGAGCAUAAACCCACACUUUCAAACCUGUCUCCCUUGCUUCAGAUUUUGCACACUCAUAGCAAGGCUGUUUGUCUUUCUGGAAUGGAGGACUACUACCAUCAUUAUGCAGACCCUGUUAAGCCAGUGGUAGUGCCAAUGUCAUUACUGCAUCUUCGUGACAAAGGAAAGGAUGGAUGUGAACUGUCUGUUCUGCAGCAGCACUGUGAGAGCCUUACAAACCUGGUGGCGCUAACAGAGGCACAGGCAGCAGCAGUGGAAGUUCAGACAAGACAGCAGCAUCGAUCCCCUGUCUGGUUCACAUCAAGAGCAGGAAGAAUAACAGCUUCCAAUGUCCACGCUGUUGUGUCCACCAGUGUCACUGCACCAGCCAUGUCGAUUGUGAGAAAAGUGUGCUACCCCAAAAAAACAGCAACCACAGCUGCAAUCAAAUGGGGGAUAGAUCAUGAGGAAGAAGCAAGGCAAGCCUAUGUCAAGCUGACAGCAACCCAACAUGAGAACCUGAAUGUGGGAGAAAUGUGGGUUUAUAAUAAAUCCAUCCUUUCCAGAAGUCGGGGCUUCUCCUGAUGGUUUCAUCAACUGCACAUGCUGUGGGAAAGGGUGUCUGGAAAUCAAAUGCACAUUUAAGUACCAGAACAACUUCAUCAUGCAGGCCUGUGCAGGUGACAGCAAUUUUUGUCUCCAGCUAACUGAUGGGGAACUAAACCUUAAGCAGACACACAAGUACUACAGCCAAGUACAAACACAGAUCUUUGUGACUGGGUCAAAGUAUUGUGACUUUGUAGUGUGGUCACAGAAAGACUGUGUUGUAGUUCGGAUCUUACCCAAUAUGGCCUUCUGGACGACACUUCUGGCAAAGGCACAGAACUUUUUCUUCAAGGUGUCUUUACCAGAGCUUGUAGCUUGUUACUACACCCGAGCAGCUUCCACAGCGCCCAAUGCUAAGCCUUUAACUGAAAUACAGCCAUCUUGCACAAGGCCAGGAAAACAGACACGAAAGAACAUGACCAAAAUGUGGUGCCUUUGCAAAGGGCCCGAAGAGCAGGAUGACAUGGUGGCUUGUGACAAUGAAAACUGUGCAAUUCAGUGGUUCCACUUCAGGUGUGUAGGACUCACUCAGGCACCUUCAGCGAGUGAGCCAUGGUUCUGUGCCACAUGCACUAAGAUGCAAAAAUGUCAGUGACACGCAAGUACUUAAAGGUUACACUUCCACUUCUUUUGCCUCUUUAAUUUAUGCCUUGAGUUUGUUCUGAAAUGCUUUGUUCUAAAAAAAGGAAUAAUAAUUCAGACUUCAGAAGUGUUUACAAUUUGUGCCCCGCUUUGGGUACACUCAGGUCAUAUGGUAAAACAGUUUGUAUUUUUGUGAUUCAAUGAGUUCAUACUUAUGUAUGCAUUUAGUUGUUUACCAUUGUAUUGUUUACUUUAUCAAUUUUGUUGAAGGUUGCACUGCUACUUUACCUGUUAUAUGCACUAUAUUUUGUAUGUUAAUUACACUGCCACUUUACUUGUCUGCACUACAUGGUUUACUUGAAUAUGCAUUUAUUUGUAUACCUUUUGUAUUACAUGUUUAUUUCUGUUUUGUAUGUUGAUUGCACUACUACUUACCUCUACAUUGGUUCUAUGAAAUUUUGAGUGCAAUGGGUUUCCAUUAAGAUUCUUUCAAAAUGCAUUGUAUUUAUAUUUCAAAUGUUGUAUACUUGUUUACAUUGCCAAGUCACAUCAACCUGUUGUAUUUGCAGUUCAUUUACCAUCACCUCUGAAUGUUUACAUACAUGAUGAUAGCACUCAUUAUUGUUACACAAAUAAAGAGACUUAAAACUGAA
Molecule: messenger RNA, 3124 nt
Organism: Astyanax mexicanus (Mexican tetra)
Lineage: Eukaryota; Metazoa; Chordata; Actinopteri; Characiformes; Acestrorhamphidae
Exons: 2
Coding region: 621-1868 (415 amino acids)
Molecular function (GO): zinc ion binding
Source: RefSeq, a predicted model, not a curated record